Molecule: messenger RNA, 2938 nt
Organism: Fusarium verticillioides 7600
Lineage: Eukaryota; Fungi; Ascomycota; Sordariomycetes; Hypocreales; Nectriaceae
Exons: 3
Coding region: 603-2171 (522 amino acids)
Biological process (GO): cytoskeleton-dependent cytokinesis
Cellular component (GO): microtubule cytoskeleton; cell division site; cytosol
Molecular function (GO): GTPase activity; molecular adaptor activity; GTP binding
Source: RefSeq, a predicted model, not a curated record
CUCUGGAGACGCGCAUCAAUCCUGUUUCCAUCUCGUCUCAAGGCUACGAAUCAACGUCGGGAAAGACCAGGCAAGACACGUCGUCCAGCUCAUCUCCCCCUUUGCAAACUAAACGAACGCCUCGACCUUCAUUCAGAGACUCAAAUUCUCAAACACUCUCCACUGAUCUCUUACACCCACUACUGGCACUGGCGGCUCUCCACACCUGGUACACGCGCCCUAUACCUCAGGUGAUGAUCAGUCAAUGUUCGUUCAGUUGACAUCUGCUGAUUGUCCGUCUACGAAGUUGUUGCAACCAGCUGCCUCGUGCCGCCCACUCGCUUGAACACUUUGAACUAUCAACCAAGACCGCCCACUACCGCACGCCCAUCCACCUUCCGUCUCGAUCGUUCCCGUUUCCUCCACUCUGAUCCAUUGCCUUUUGUUCUCGACUUCAUUUAAAGUCACCCAUUUAGUUUUUGCUCCCCAUCCUUCCACCUUAGGCCCCCCGCUACUUCCACGUGCUCCGCACCCUCCUUCUCGCGCUGCCCACUCCCCUAACCUUCUGGGUUGCCUUCUCUUGGCUGCGACUCUCUUCCUUUUCAUGAUCAAUUCCCUAGAGGAUGAACAACGAGCAGCCUCGCCGUACCAGUUUCGGCAUGUUACUCCGACGCAGCAAAAGUGGCGAUCUAGGCAAAGGUGGUCGUAAGGCGCAGGCCCUUAGGGAGGCUGAGCUUGAACGACAGCGCCAGGCCUCGACGCGCAUUGCUCCUAAGCUGCCCGAAUUCGCCAACCAUUCUGAACAACUAUCUAAAUCCUUUGGCCCCGAGUUGCGCCCCGAGUCACCAGCCAACGUUCCUCGAUCAGCAGAUUACAUUACUGUCAGGCCUUCAGCAGAAUAUCCUCGGGGAUAUGGCGCUGCUGCACAUGCUGCCGUCCCUGUUCCGCCGUUGCCCAACGGUGGUUUCGAUCCAUAUGCCAGAACAGAAAGCAUGACGAACCGUGGCCGCUACAGCUAUGCUAGUAGUGCUAUUAGCACGGUCAACAGUCCUCGCCGUGUUCGCAGACGAAAGGACCCGACGCCUUUGAACAUUCUCGUCAUUGGUACUCGUAACUCUGGAAAAACAUCCUUUCUUGAGUUUCUCAAAACCGCGCUCGCUCUUCCACCUAAGAAACGAGCCAAGAAGGGUGAUGACGAAGUGCCGCAGAAUCGCAACACCCCCUCUGGAAACUUUAUUCCACACUACCUUGAAACUGAGAUUGACGGGGAGCGUGUUGGUCUCACCAUCUGGGACUCAGAAGGCCUAGAGAAGAAUGUAGUCGACCUUCAACUUAGGGAAAUGUCCGCAUUCCUUGAAAGCAAGUUUGAGGAAACCUUUGCAGAGGAAAUGAAGGUUGUACGCUCUCCUGGUGUGCAAGACACCCACAUCCAUGCGACCUUCCUUGUCCUUGAUCCUUCUCGAUUGGAUCGCAACAUUGCAUCCGCAAGGAACCCAGCUAUCAAUGGUCAGCAAAACGGACACCUUGGUGCGCGUGUGCUAGGGAGCCUGGAUGAAGACCUUGAUUUGCAAGUUCUGCGUACGCUCCAGGGCAAGACUACUGUGAUCCCAGUCAUUGCCAAGGCCGACACCAUUACCACCAAGCAUAUGAAUGUUCUCAAACGAAGCGUUUGGGACAGCAUCAAGAAAUCGGGCCUAGAUCCCCUGGAAGCACUUGGCCUUGAUGAUGAGGACGAGAGUAGUAUUACUUCUGAAAGGAUUGCCGAGGAGGACGAGGAGGAAGAUGAGGUCGGACACGAACGCGGUGGUGCUCAAACCCCUGAAAGCCAGGAAUUCCCACUACAGGGUCAUCGAGAAAGCCCAGCGGCGUCUCCAAGCUCCAAAAGACUAUCCACCAGCUCCAUUCGGCGACAUAAAGCACAAGAAGAGGCCAAAGAAAAGGAAGAUGAGAUCCCUUUCCUGCCACUUUCCAUCAUCAGUCCGGAUCUGUACGAACCAGGUGUCAUUGGCCGACAGUUCCCGUGGGGUUUUGCUGAUCCUUACAAUGAAGAACAUUGUGACUUUCAACGGCUGAAAGAGGCUGUUUUUAGCGAAUGGCGUGCCGAGCUACGUGAAGCUAGUCGGGAGCAGUGGUACGAGGGAUGGAGAACGAACCGACUCAAGCAGAGGGAUGUCCCCUAUCGUCAUCGAUGAAUGCUCUUUAUUGAAGGCAGCACCUACUACGCAGGACUGAUACGCCCUUAAAUACGAUCAAAAUGUUCAAAAAGACAUUUUGUCACUGGACCAUGUCUUUGCUUGAUACGGCAUGGAUCAAAACGCUCUUACUGCGACCAUCUUUCUUUGCUCACACCACUUUAACGCUAUACCAUUUCCCGGAAAACUGCAGCAUACCCUUUGUCAUCUUGUUAUAACAUUUCUGAACUUGCGAGGAAGAUUACUGUUUUAUACAGACAAGAAUAGCUUCAACUCGCCUUUACGGCUGAUACCCAUUUAUUGAGACACCCGACUGUUUCUACCGCGCGGCUUUUGACUUUUAGACCGACGGACGAGCUAGUCUCGCAAGGUUUUAUCAACUGCUCAUGAUAUGUCCUUCACUUCUUUUUUUUUCUAUCUCUUUCGACAAACAUCUCAGACACUAGCGUUUGUGGCAUUGGUUUUGAGAUGAGAGGUCUUUAUGGGCGUCUUAUGGCUCCGCCUUACAAAUCGUACCCUUCUUGACAUCACUAUACCGGCGCUUAUUGCUGUUGUCUGGACUGAGGGCACGACUAGCUUUGAUUAGCACCAUUUCUUAGGGCAUGGAACACAAUAGCUAUGCCGCCAGCCAUUGCGAAGAGUCUGGGCAAGGAUGAUGAUAUGUGUAGCUGGCUCUGUAGACUCAGGUGUCAGACGAGAUCGCCUUUUCUUUAGUCAGCUUAUUUUACUAGAAAUACAUUACGCAACUCGUGCUUUUUAACUAUGAA